CUCCAACUAAACACAAGACCUACAGGCUUCCGCUUGCUUAUUCUGGAAACUUUGAUAAGAUGGACGAAAACGAGACGUACUACUACGACUUUCAUAUCCUGCAUUGCUGACUUGUGCUGAAGCACCCAGAGCAAUCGGCACAGAUCCCCUCUUCUUCGCCUUCCGGCAGAGAUACGAAACCAGUUUUACAUCUAUACCUUCACCGGUCAUGAGAUCAGCGUGUGCAUUACAAACCUCGGACGCAGCAUCCUGUACUUUCACAAUUGACCACUGCACGGUAAAGCUGCCCGGAGCUCAGGCCCUUUUUGUUCUCGUUAUUCCACUGCUUGCCGUCAACUAUCACGAGACCGCGCAACUCAAAACACUGUUCUACACACAGAACGCUUUCCGAGGCAACGGGCAUGAUCUGAGGUUACUCAACAUACGUAGGAAUACCUUGAGACGUACCAAAGAGCACGUCCGGACGCUGCAUCCUUACACUCUGUGGGAUGAUCGGGUACCUAUGGACAUGAACUCACACUUCUCCUCUACGCUCAACAAUCCGGCACGCCUGCCUGGGCACAAAGAGCUUGUCAUUAUCGGGCCGAAAAGAUUACAUGGCCACUCGCUGGAGUUUGUCCUGAGAACUAUUGAGACAGCAUUCAUGAUUGCAAGAAGUCGGAACCACAAGGUUGAGAUUGUACUAGGACUGUUGCCAACAAGCUUGAUCAACCCUUCGGACGACUGCGAGAAUGACGACGAAUCACCCCUUCUACAUUCGGCGAGCUCUCACUGAGGGCACUAGACAUAGGCCGGGAUUGGCUCUCAA
This is a messenger RNA of Didymella exigua CBS 183.55, 808 nucleotides long. RefSeq lists its product as uncharacterized. NCBI's taxonomy places the organism in Eukaryota, Fungi, Ascomycota, Dothideomycetes, Pleosporales, Didymellaceae. The transcript has a single exon. The record is from RefSeq and is a predicted model, not a curated record. The coding region runs from base 209 to 775 and encodes 188 amino acids.